Molecule: messenger RNA, 7119 nt
Organism: Rattus rattus (black rat)
Lineage: Eukaryota; Metazoa; Chordata; Mammalia; Rodentia; Muridae
Gene: Ints6
Product: integrator complex subunit 6
Exons: 19
Coding region: 1223-3874 (883 amino acids)
Biological process (GO): snRNA 3'-end processing
Cellular component (GO): integrator complex
Source: RefSeq, a predicted model, not a curated record
GGAAGAAACAGACCUUCUUGGUGCGGAAUGGCUACUGUUGUGUUCUCUGCUGGUGUCCGGGUAUGACGAUAUGCUGGCUGGCUUCCUCUUCGGUGGAUCCUCUGACCAGCUAGAGCCGGAGCCGAAUGACUGGCCGGGAUUAAUACCAGGUCAUAAACAACCUCUCACUUCCCCUCCCCCUGGGCCGCCCCAAGGCCCGGCCUGCUGCCGCCGCGUGGGCCUGCGCGGUCCCGUAUCCUUCGUCAGUUCACCCUUCUCGGCCCUGCACUCUUAAUCACGACACAGAGCCCUCACCCACAGGUUGGGGGCCGCUUCCACUUCCCUUCUCCCGACCCUGUCACGGUGCACGGCCAAAAGGCCGGACGCCCUGACACACACGCCUACAGCCCGCUGCCGCCCUACGCGCGCUGACGCAGUCCCCGCCCCAACCCGCGGUGCUUCCGCGGCCUGUCCCCGCCCCUUCCCGGAGCCCGCCUCCCGGCUGCGGGCCUCGGGCCGUCCGCCUCCCCUUGCGCUGGUUCCAGCGUGCACCCGCUGCCCCGCCUCUGCGCGUGCUCAAUAACUGUCCUCUCAGUCGGCCUGCAGGCUUCCCCCGCCCCUGAGCUGUUUGAAUAUGCUAAUGAGGCUGUAAGGACCAGCCAAUAGGGCAGAGGGUCUCUGGAUCACAUGACUCGAGUACGUGUCAGGGGCGGAGCCUACGUAGCCCCUGCCCGAGUUAAAACCGGAGUGUGAGAGAGAAAAGCGCUUCAGUAGCGAGAGGGGCUGAGAAAGUGGUGACACCGCUGGGGUGCGGAGGGAGUCUCUCAAACUUCUCUCAACAGCCCCAGGGCCAAUCUCCCCUCAGCCCACUCCCCUGUUCGCCAGAUCCCUGGUCCCCACUCCCUGCACUGGGGGUGGGGUGGGGAACUGGGCCCGUCUCCCGCGGGGACACACACAGGGGCCGGGAGUGGGGACGGGACCCCCAGGCCGGGGGACGGACGGACGGACAGACGGCCGCGCGGCCGCCCCAGCGGGCAGGCAGGCCGGAGGCGGGGGUACGGCCGGGUGGACCUGGGCUGGGGAGUUUCCUCUCAACUAUCGGGGGAGAAACUCCCCAUAGCCGGUGUUUUCCUCCCGGGGGCCGCGUUCCCCGCCCCGCAUAUCGGCGGUUGCCGCCGCCGCUGGUGCCUCCACCUCUGCCAUCUCUUCACCACCUCGGGCCCCGGUGUCCCCGGCCAGCACUAUGCCCAUCUUACUGUUCCUGAUAGACACGUCUGCCUCUAUGAACCAGCGCAGCCAUCUGGGCACCACCUACCUGGACACGGCCAAAGGCGCGGUAGAGACCUUCAUGAAGCUCCGUGCCCGGGACCCUGCCAGCAGAGGAGACAGGUAUAUGCUGGUCACUUUCGAAGAGCCGCCCUAUGCUAUCAAGGCUGGAUGGAAAGAAAACCAUGCAACGUUUAUGAAUGAACUGAAAAACCUUCAGGCAGAAGGACUUACGACUCUUGGCCAAUCCCUAAGGACAGCUUUUGAUUUGUUAAAUUUAAAUAGAUUAGUAACUGGCAUAGACAACUAUGGGCAGGGAAGAAACCCUUUUUUCUUGGAGCCAGCAAUAAUUAUUACAAUCACUGAUGGGAGCAAGUUGACGACUACUAGUGGUGUCCAAGAUGAGCUCCAUUUACCUCUAAAUUCACCUUUGCCUGGAAGUGAACUGACCAAGGAGCCUUUUCGCUGGGAUCAGAGACUGUUUGCUUUAGUGCUGCGGCUGCCUGGCACUGUGUCAGUAGAAUCCGAGCAGUUGACAGGUGUGCCUUUGGAUGACUCUGCUAUCACACCCAUGUGUGAAGUGACAGGAGGCCGGUCAUACUCUGUAUGUUCUCCAAGAAUGCUUAACCAGUGUCUGGAAUCCUUGGUGCAGAAAGUACAAAGUGGGGUGGUAAUAAACUUUGAAAAGGCAGGACCAGAUCCUUCCCCUGCUGAAGAUGGACAGCCAGAUAUAUCAAGACCUUUUGGAUCUCAGCCUUGGCAUAGCUGUCACAAACUCAUAUAUGUCAGGCCAAAUCCUAAAACUGGGGUUCCUAUAGGCCAUUGGCCUGUUCCAGAGUCUUUUUGGCCAGAUCAGAAUUCUCCCACACUACCACCUCGUACAUCUCAUCCUGUAGUGAAGUUUUCCUGUACAGACUGUGAACCAAUGGUUAUUGACAAAUUGCCUUUUGACAAGUAUGAGCUGGAACCUUCACCACUGACUCAGUUUAUUCUAGAAAGGAAAUCUCCUCAAACAUGUUGGCAGGUGUAUGUGAGCAAUAGUGCAAAGUAUAAUGAACUCGGUCAUCCCUUUGGUUACUUGAAAGCUAGUACAGCACUGACCUGUGUCAACUUAUUUGUGAUGCCUUACAAUUACCCAGUCCUCCUUCCUCUCUUAGAUGACUUGUUCAAAGUGCACAAAGCAAAACCAACACUGAAAUGGAGACAGUCAUUUGAAAGUUAUUUGAAGACAAUGCCUCCCUACUAUCUUGGGCCUCUGAAGAAAGCUGUUAGAAUGAUGGGCGCACCUAAUCUGAUAGCAGACAGUAUGGAGUAUGGACUCAGCUACAGUGUCAUUUCAUACCUCAAAAAGUUGAGUCAGCAGGCCAAAAUAGAAUCUGAUAGAGUCAUCGGAUCCGUAGGCAAAAAAGUAGUGCAGGAAACUGGAAUUAAAGUCCGAAGCCGGUCACAUGGGUUGUCAAUGGCGCAUAGGAAAGGUUUUCAAGUGCUGCAGGGUAUUUCGGAGGAUGUCCCCCACAGGUUGCUAGACCUUAAUAUGAAGGAGUACACUGGGUUCCAGGUUGCUUUACUAAAUAAGGAUUUGAAGCCUCAGACCUUUAGAAAUGCUUAUGAUAUACCAAGACGGAAUCUUCUGGAUCAUUUAACAAGAAUGAGGUCUAACCUUUUAAAGAGCACCCGAAAAUUUCUUAAAGGCCAGGAUGAAGAUCAAGUGCACAGUGUGCCUAUAGCACAAAUGGGGAAUUACCAGGAAUACCUCAAGCAAGUACCUUCUCCAUUGAGAGAGCUUGAUCCUGAUCAGCCUCGAAGGUUGCAUACGUUUGGCAAUCCCUUUAAACUGGAUAAAAAGGGUAUGAUGAUAGAUGAAGCAGAUGAGUUUGUGGCUGGACCUCAGAAUAAACACAAGCGGCCUGGAGAGCCAAGCAUGCAAGGGAUCCCGAAAAGGCGCCGGUGUGCCUCUCCACUCUUGAGAGGCCGAAGGCAGAGCCCUGCUGUGAACAGUCACAUCGGAGGGAAAGGACCACCUGCACCCAUGAUGCAAGCACAGCCAGGUCUUAUUAAACCCCUUCCUCUGCAUAAAGAAGCCACUAAUGAUUCAGUAGUAGACGAUGUGGUUGAAAAUCAUGUUGCCGACCAACUUUCAUCAGACAUGACAACAAAUGCUAUGGAUACUGAAUUUUUAACAUCUCCAGCCAAUCUUUUGGAACCAUCAACUAAUCAUACAGAGGCCCUUGGUCAUGAACAUUUAGGAAACAAUGACCUCACUGUUGGUGGAUUUUUAGAAAAUCAUGAGGAGUCAAGAAGUAAAGAACAAAGUGCUGAAGAGAAUAUACCAGCAUCUUCACUCAACAAAGGAAAGAAAUUGAUGCAUUGUAGAAGCCAUGAAGAGGUCAACACUGAACUAAAAGCACAAAUAAUGAAAGAGAUCCGAAAACCAGGAAGAAAAUAUGAAAGAAUCUUCACUUUACUGAAGCAUGUGCAAGGCAGUUUACAAACAAGGCUAAUAUUUUUACAAAAUGUCAUUAAGGAAGCAUCCAGAUUUAAGAAGCGAAUGCUGAUAGAGCAACUGGAGAACUUCUUGGAUGAAAUUCAUCGGAGAGCCAAUCAGAUCAACCAUAUUAAUAGCAACUAAAGAAAAUAGAACGCGGCCACUUAUUUCAUUAUCUUCUCCAAAUACAAAGUAAAUACAAGACUGUCGUAAUCUUGUAUUCAUUCUUUGACAUGCAUUGUUGGCUAUUUGAAAUACUAAAAACAUUCUACAGUUCCUUUCCAUCAUUUUACAGUGACCUUUUCAUUUUAGCUUAUUUUUGUAAAGUGAAAAGUAUCACUAAAUUUUUUUUUUCCUUUUUUCCUCUUUUUUUUUUAACAAACUAAAACUAUUCUUCAGAUUCUCUGCUUGUCAUUGGCUCUUGCGUGUCAGUUUCCCUCAGGUUAUAUUUUCUUAAACCAACCUUUAAAAUUGUCAGCUCUGUUAAGGUUGAACUUUGCCAAAAAAAAAAAAAAAAAAAAAAAAAAGUUACUUUGUAAUUUUGGGAAAAAAGCACAUACAUUAAAAACUAGGUAAUGUUUUGUAUAUACAGUUAUUUUGGAUAUAUUAUUGUAAGUUGUACAAAUGUAUUUUGAAGAAUAUUUAAGAAAAGCACUUUUGUUAUUCCAUCAAUAAAUGCUCUAUUUUACUCUUGUGUGGUUUAGGAAAUAAUCACAUUUAAAGUAACUACUUAAAAACAUUCUAAAACAAUGGAAUUCUAAAGGCCUUGCUUUUUAGCAUUAAAACAAUACACACCUUAUUAUUUGUUAAACUAAUGUAAUUAUGUGUUACGUAGCCUGCACUGUCUUUUUAACUAUGCGUUCCUAGUUUUUGUUGGCCAUGCCAAUAUACUCCACUCUUGCCUGGAUAAUGGUAAUACCUCAGUCUGUGGCAGAUAGACAGAUGGGCAUUUUAAAAAACAAUUUUAAAAAUAGAUGAGCUGGGGCAUUAUUGGUUUCUUAACAACUUUCAAUCUCUCUUACAGGAUUUAGAUGACACUCAAGUCUAGCCAUUAGUUAGGGUGUGGUAGCUUUAGGUUACAUCAUAUUUGGAAAUGCCUAGUAUGCCAUAAUUUGACCCAUGGCUUGCUUACCUGACUUUGUGACAUGGUUCAGAGAGCAUCUCUUGGUUCUGCUCUCUGAUUCUUAACUUAUUUAGAAGCUGACCGGAGAGGAAACAGACUUAAGAUGACUGUAGUCCUUUCCCCCCUUGUUUGCACAGGAUGAGGAUAUCUGGCACUUAACAUUCUCCAUCCUCACAGGCCUCCAUCUUUAUUUACUAAGGAUGUGACCCUGUAUCCUGACUCAUGCACAUAGUCAUAGAUCACUGUUGUGCCUUUUAGUGGUUUGGAGGGAACUAGUAAAAAGGUUAGAAUUUUUAGAUUUGGAAUAAUUGAGGGGGAAAAAACUUUUAAAUUAUUUUUUUAAUUGAAUUAUUUUUAGAUUAAUAAUAUUUGGAAAUCACAUACCCUUAAAAGAAAUUGUAAAUAUUUAUAAAGGAAAGCAUACAUAGAGAAAACAUUCUUGAGGUCUGUUAUUUUAGUCAAGGGGAUUUGAAACUCUGCCAAUACUGAAGACAAACCCUGUAAAGAAAAAGAAACAUUUAAUGUGACUUGUAGUUUUUCAUAUAACAAUUCAUUAAACAUUUCUUACUUCUUCAAAAUUCCUGGAAGUAAAUGAAGAUAUAAUUUAGAGAUGGAUUUAUUAAAAUAGUUGCCUAUAACCACACUGCUAAAUUCAGCAGAAACUAUACAAAAUUCAGAUUUAUUUUGUGGUUGUGAAUUAUGUGUCUUAAGAGUGAGAUCAGCGGGAACACUGGAGUCAUUUAGAUAGAAGCUAUGUUAAAUCAGCACAUGGGGUCUGUCCUUGGCAUGGUCCUCAUGUCAUAGGCACGGUGGAUCUUCUGCCUUUACUACAAUUUCCAAAAUGCACCCCAAAGGAGUGUACAGUAGCAGGCUCUUCUGUGUCUGUGCUCCACUCUUCUCCCUCUUCCCCCUCCCUCUCUCUGUUCCUUUGUCUGGCAUAAUAAUCUUUACUUCCUAAUACUAAAACUUAAUACGAAAAUUUGCAACCUAUCAAAACUACAGCUUAAGAUUCCACCCACCUCAGGCUUUUGCCUUUCAAGAAAUGGUGGGCAAGUUAGUUAAGUGAGUGGAGUUUCUACAGAAUCCUUGUUAGCAAAGGCAAGGGAGGAUGUCCUUGGGGGUAGGUACUUCAUUUUUUGAGAUCAUGGAGUGAUGCUGUGCUGGACAAAUAACUCUCCAAAAGGUUAAUGUUGGAGUUUUUAGAUAAUUUUCUUAAUGUUCCCUUAUGUGUCCCAUUUGUUAAUUGAUCCAUUAUGUCAAUAUAAGACUAGUAAGCCUCAACAGUGAAGGCGGAGACUCUAAGGUUAUUUUCAAGUGUUUUGCCUCUGUGUAUGUAAAUGCAUCAGAUGCAUGCCUGGUGCUUGAGAAGCCCAAAGAGAAGAGGGCGUCAGAUCCCCUGGAGCUGGAGCUGCAGAUUCUUAGGAGUUUCCACAUGGGGUCUGGGAACCAAGCCGGGUUCUUUACCAAGUGAAGCAAAUGCUCUUAACCAUGGCCAUCUUCUUGCCCCAGCUGAAAGUUCAGAAAAUUAGCCACUUUACCGUGGGUAAUGCGAACAGCCACUGUCCAGAAAAGAAAAGCCACAGGGACAGGUCUAAGAUUGUGGGGAAUUAGGGAGCUGGUUUUUUUUAUUAGACCUGAAUUUCCAUUCUGAUACUAGAAUGGUAGAAAUUAUAUUAUUGAAAGUGCUGUGUGUCUAACAGCUUUACAUGGUUUUUAUUAUACAGUUGAAUUUCAAGAAUUUGUUUUUUGUCUUCUGACUGUCCCCUUUAUUGGAUAUGAGAUUUAGGUAGUGGCCCUUCUGUUCAAGGUUAGUCCUUCCUCUUUGUUUGAGGGUUUAAUUUAAAACUUGUCUUUUUGUUGUUACCAGUUUUUUGUCUUGUUGUUGGUGGUGGUUUUUUUUUUUUUGUUGUUUUGUUUUAACAUACUCUCUGCUGUCUGUCCUUAGUGAUCAGUGCUGUUUUUGUCUAUCACAGUCACUGUGGGGUUGGAGUAAUCAUGGUGGGAUACUAAGUGCACAUUGUUAUGACCUCCCUCUUCCUUAAUAAUCCCCAAGUAGAUAGUUUUUCAGGGAAUGAUUACCUACAUCCUUUGUCACAAUGUUCUUUUGAUUUCUAGCACAAAUAUGAUUCUAGAAUACAAAUGAUUCUCAGAUAAAAUGAUGUUGACAGUAUUUUCUUUUAACAAUCUGUGUUAAACUAUGCUAAUUUUCAUUCUAACUUUCGAUAUUCUUUCCACAAAUAAAAGUGAUGCCUGAUGUUUAGUUAAA